Molecule: messenger RNA, 1931 nt
Organism: Phytophthora nicotianae INRA-310
Lineage: Eukaryota; Oomycota; Peronosporomycetes; Peronosporales; Peronosporaceae
Exons: 3
Coding region: 153-1712 (519 amino acids)
Biological process (GO): regulation of DNA-templated transcription
Cellular component (GO): nucleus
Molecular function (GO): RNA polymerase II cis-regulatory region sequence-specific DNA binding; DNA-binding transcription factor activity, RNA polymerase II-specific
Source: RefSeq, a predicted model, not a curated record
CUUGUGGAGCCGCAGACCGAAACUCAAGGCACGAGUCCGUGGACUUCUUGGGACGCGGCACAGCACUCGCAAAACGCCCUCGUACUGCUCAAGCUGAAGCCCAAACGCUCGCCCAACGCUCGUCCAACGCUCGAGCAACGGCUACCACCGACAUGAACCGCAAGCUGGAGCUCAUGGAGCUGGAGGACGGCGGCGCUAGCCCCAACAACAACAGCAGCGGCGGCGGCCCCAGUCCGACGCUCGAUCUGCUGCGCCGUGACUCGGGCAGCAGCAACCAAGGGGGCGAGGUCCCUCUCCUCGAGGUGGCCCACAACCCAGACUUGAAUUAUUUGAGGGCCACGGCUACUCACGGAGGCAGCAGCACAACCAGCAGCAAGUAUGGCAGCCCUGAGGAGUCCUUCGGCGAGGAUGACGAGGACAAUAGCAAGAAGACUGCCCGUCGUAAGACUGACUCCAACAGCAAGCGCCCCUGGACACGCGAGGAGAACGACAAGCUCAUGCAACUCGUCAAGCAAUACGGCGCCAAGCGCUGGUCACUCAUCGCCAUGCACCUGCCAGGACGAGUGGGUAAGCAGUGUCGAGAGAGAUGGCACAACCACUUGAACCCUUCGGUCCGCAAGGAUGCAUGGACGGCUGAGGAGGACUACGUCAUCUUCGAGUGCCACAAGAACGUGGGCAACCAGUGGGCCGAGAUCUCCAAGAUGCUGCCUGGCAGGACGGACAACGCCAUCAAGAACCGCUACUACUCGACCAUGCGUCGCAUGCAGAGGCAGUCUAUCCGCAAGAAAGGUCCCAUGCGUGAGGGCAAGAGCAUCCGCGUGGCCUCCGUCACGUCGUCCCCUGUGCAGAACAACAACCAGGUGGGUCCUGCACCAAUGCAGCGAUCUUUGACCGGUAUGCAGCACCAGAUGUCACCACAACAGCAGCUUCCACAUCGAGGGGUGAGUUUCCAAUCCACAUAUCAAAGACUCUUCUCGGAGGUCCCUGGGAACGCCACACGCGAUGGCAACUUGAUUGUCGACUUUGAACGCCCCAACAUGAUGGCCUCGUCCCUACGACAGCCUACCAUGGUCUAUCCUUUGAACGGAGGUGGCUACUCGAACGGGAUGAACCCGGACUACAGUCGCCCCAUGUCCAUGACGUCGUCUCCCUGCUCGGUGUCCCCUACAGAUGAUAUGAACCAGAACAACCAGAACGAGACUUUUGAUUACGUUCCGAUGCAGGCGUCGAUCCAGCGUAUUCGGUCAUCCAGUCCCGUUGUCAUGGGCACUCCCCCUCCUUCGACAUCAAUGGGCAUGAUGAACUCACCUUACGGAUCGCCUGCAAGCCACAUGCAACCACAACAACAAGGCAACUUCAUGAUGUCGGGAAAUCCGUACUCGAACAAUGUACGUGGAGGGAUGUACUCAGGACCGUCUGGACCUGGUCCUGCUCAGCAUUACCGUCCUGAUGCCCCUGUCAAUCUCCCACACAAACGUCUCCUGGACGUCCAGGGCUCGCAACGAGAUAUGUGGAAGAACGACAGCCCUGUAUCCGUAGCAGCACCGAUUUUCCGUGGUAUGCCGGCAGCGCACAUGCAGCAAGGCCAAGUCAGCGAGCCGAUGGCAUUGCAGCAGUCCAAGCCGGUUUCCAUGCCUCUUUAUAGACAAGCCCCGAGCAUGGGCCACUUCAACAGCAUGGAGCAGGUAUGGACCGAUGAUGCCUAUCUGUGAUUAUUACUGCUUUAAAGAUGGGGGGAUCGAAUUCUUCUCCCUUGUGGUUUGCUCCCUGAUAGAGUGCAUGGUACAAUUCUUAAAGUUAUUGCUAGGCGAAAUGGCAGCUUCUCUUUACUAUUUUGUCUCCGUUUCGUUUGAUGUGACGUGCUCUGUAGCGAAGUUGAAACCCCGACUAUCUAUGAACCAACUCAAAAAUAUUUCCAUCAGCUAAUGAAG